UUUUCUUGCGAUAUGGCGUUUAAAAAAAUUAUAAUAAAUUAUAUUCAGGUUUUUUCAAAAAUUCCAACUAUAAAUUAUUUGCCUUAUGUUCAAACAAUUAGCAAUUUCCCUAAGCUAUUGUGAAUUGAUCAUAAACAAUGGCAUUUAGGGGUUGAUUUCGCACAGCUGUUUCGACACCCUUUUGUUACUAUCGUGGUCCAAAACAAAUGCUGCUAUUACCAUACUACUUGGUAUAGUAAAAUUAUUAUUAUUUAUUAAAUAUGAAAUUAAAGCGUUACAUCAAUCAACUGUGGCUUCGACAUCGCAAUACCGAUGAAAAUUGGUAUACGUAUCUAUUUUUUCUGGUGCUUCGAGUUGUACUGGUCUUCAUACCACAAAAGGGCUAUGUACAUCCUGAUGAGUUUUUCCAAUCCGUGGAAGUGAUGACUGGUGAUCAUUUCCAAUUGGAACAUGUACGCACUUGGGAAUUUAACAAUACAAUGCCGUUACGUAGUAUAACAUUGCAAUUCGUACUGCUGCGAGUGCCCUGGAGUUUUCUGGAGUUUUUCGCAUUGUACACGCGUCGCUAUCUGGACAUAGAAUUGUUACAAAGUUACACAUACUUAGUUUUCCCACGCUUAAUAAUGUGUGCGUUGUCUUUUAUCAACGAUUGGAGUAUGUAUCGCAUAUGUCGUUUAUUCAGCCUAAACUAUGAAAUACGUCUACUAGCGCUUGGCAGUUCUUGGGUUAUGUUAAUUUUCGGAACCCGUACGUUUUCAAACACCAUAGAAUUAGCUUUGUGCUCACUGCUGCUAGCGCUUGUCGCCGAAUGUAUGAUAAAAACAAAUACUAUUAUUUACAAGAAGGAAAUGCUUGAGGAACGUUACGACAAGGCGAAAUCUAUAAGCGAACGUGUACGAAUGUGGCGUCUGUGUAAAUCGCUACCAGCACACAACUACUCGCAUACACUACUAGUGGCCAGCAUUUGUGUGGUAGGUGUCUUCAACAGGCCAACAUUUAUAGUUUAUGGCGCACCAAUGGUAUUUUAUUGGCUGCUACGCGGUAUGGGUACGAAAACGAUAACUUUUCGUGACUUCAAUUUUCGCAUGCUGCUGUUCUGCUUAAGUGCGCUACCCGCACUUGUAUUCUUCAUAAUUUGUGAUUCAUUUUAUUACAAAUACCUAACGGUUGGUGAACUGCAAAUGUUGCAAUUGAGCAUUAACAACUUCGUCAGCACACCUUGGAACUUCAUUAAAUACAAUUUGGAUGCGAAAAAGACCGCUGAACAUGGUAUACAUCCGAAGUAUUUACACCUCUUGGUUAAUAUACCAUUACUGUACAACGUGCUCGGUGUAGUGACUGUGGUAUCAUUUGCAUAUCUCUUGACACGCUUUCUACGUGCCGAAUACCAGGGCUUGCCGCGUGCGCAGAGCAUUAUCAGCUUGAUGACAAGUGCUAUAUUUGUGCCACUCUUCUUUCUAUCACUCAUCAACCAUCAGGAACCACGUUUUCUUCUGCCACUACUCUUUCCUAUCGUACUGUUACACGCGCCCAAACUAUAUCAUGGGCUUUGCCCCAACUACCCUUUUAAGGAGGAACAUCCGUUAAUGCGUAAAAUUUACAAUAUGCUGCUUUGUACGCAGGCAUCUGCGCGACCAUUACUGAAAACCUGGUACAUGUGCAACAUUGCGCUGGCAAUAUUCUUUGGCUUCAUCCAUCAAGCUGGUAUCUUUCCACUCACGCAGCAUUUGGAGACGGUCAUGCAAAGUAAAGCGCCCGCGGAGCAUAUACAUCUCAUAACCUCGCACAUCUACAAUGUACCAUUGACUUUUAUGAAUAUGCCCAGCACACAAGUGUUGCAUUUGCACCGUGAAACUGGACGACGUUUUCGUCGACACAAAGAUUUCUACAUCUAUGAAUAUGGUAGCCUCAGCAUGCCACAGCUGGUGGCUAAAAUAAAGCUCAUACAGUCAUAUUGCGAAAAUAAAUAUGUGAGCAAACAGCAGAAAUAUCGUCUCUAUUUAGCGUUGCCCGCCUCAUUAAGUGACAACAUGCUCGCAGAAUUGCAAACAAGUGGCGCUAGCUCCAAUAUGCGUACACAACUAAAACGUAUCUUCUAUCCACAUAUAUCGACAGAGGCGCUGCCACGCCUAAAUUUUAGAAAUGAUUUUAAAACGACGGCACAUUCCAAGCUAAGUUACAGUUAUGUGAGUGCACAAUUGUCGUUGUUCGUUAACGAAUUCGGUUUAGCGCUCUAUGAGCUACAACCUGCACGCAAAAGUCAAACGGAGAAGCUGCAGACCGUUAAGUUGUCCAAACGGAAAAUAUAAGUGCUUUGAAAUUAAUAAUUUUAACAAGUUAUGCUCGCUGACAAGUUAUUCACUCUAGUCAUGUACUACGUUCAUAGCUGUAUGAACGUACUGCUUAGUUUUUACAUUCCACUGUAUUAUUUAUAAAGUAUUUUUCUUAAUAAAAUAUAAAUUUAUACACAUAAA
Zeugodacus cucurbitae (melon fly) is the source of this 2474-nucleotide messenger RNA. It is a transcript of the gene PIG-Z, whose product is annotated as GPI mannosyltransferase 4. The record is from RefSeq and is a predicted model, not a curated record. Gene Ontology annotation, biological process: GPI anchor biosynthetic process. Gene Ontology annotation, molecular function: alpha-1,2-mannosyltransferase activity. NCBI's taxonomy places the organism in Eukaryota, Metazoa, Arthropoda, Insecta, Diptera, Tephritidae. Bases 261 to 2309 code for a protein of 682 amino acids. Gene Ontology annotation, cellular component: endoplasmic reticulum membrane. The transcript is spliced from 2 exons.